UGCACACGUUACAAAAAAGCUUUGAUAGGUCAGAGGUGAUGACCUGCAACGACGUCAGAACAACAGAGGGGGUUAUAUAGAGCCUCGCCGGCUGUCUGCUUAAAAGACUGCUUCUUUUCUAAACUACUGGAAGAGGACAGCACAGAAAAAAAAGCCAAAAUGAAACUGUACCUGGCUGUUGCCACCUUGAUGCUUGUGCUGCUUGCACACUCUGAGGCAGUAGAGGAGCCCACAAUAGAAGAACAUUUUGCCAAUAUUCAGGCAAAACUUAAGGAGUUUGGAGAGGAUUUGACAGAUAAGACCACAACCAUCCUGAAGCAGAUUGAGAAUCAUGAGAUUACCAUUAAGACUAAGAGCUGGAUUGAUGAGCAGAUGGAGAAGGUUAAGCAGAAGUUUGCUGAAACCUUUAACAAGCAACAGUAAACCCUGUAGCCCCUGCCAGUGUGACGUCUAAGUCUCCAGUCCAUGUUGUGUUUGACAGACACAACCUGUUACAACAUCUCCAAUAUGAUGAUCUGUUCAGUGACGAUCUGUGCAAUUACUUUUUUAUAUAAAUAAAUACACACAAACACAAUACUCCAAUGCUUUAAAUGUCUGAAAAUGGUCUAAUAAAUCCUGGAAACUGUCCAAACAAUAAAAAGACUUUAUCCAG
Molecule: messenger RNA, 652 nt
Organism: Silurus meridionalis
Lineage: Eukaryota; Metazoa; Chordata; Actinopteri; Siluriformes; Siluridae
Gene: apoc1
Product: apolipoprotein C-I
Exons: 4
Coding region: 160-423 (87 amino acids)
Biological process (GO): negative regulation of lipid catabolic process; negative regulation of cholesterol transport; negative regulation of very-low-density lipoprotein particle clearance
Cellular component (GO): extracellular region; very-low-density lipoprotein particle; high-density lipoprotein particle
Molecular function (GO): phospholipase inhibitor activity; fatty acid binding
Source: RefSeq, a predicted model, not a curated record